AUGCAAGCAGGUGUCCGCCAUUGUUGGGGGAAAGGUUCGACAUUGUUAGGGUUUUUAAAAUCAAGCUUCGAAUUUGUGUUAACGGCGGAUGGAGGCACUCCGAACAGAGUUACUAGAGGUAUUCCCAUUAUUUUUUAUGAUGGUCCAUCUUUUGAUUUGUGUAUCACUCAAACUCAAGAUGAAGAAGACAAUGCAGGCUCUGUUGCUAGAAUGGCUGCUCAGAGUAGUAGUAUUAAAAUUGGAGAUGAAGGUUCUAAAUCUAUCAAAAGAAAAGAAGUAGUCCUGAAUCCAUCAGAUUCCAGACCAUCUGUGCAAAGUACUGAAAAACGGAGAAAAAUUGUCGAGGAUGCAUCAGGAAGCAAAGGAAAAAACGUUGUUGAAGAUGAACCACCAAAGAAAGUGAAGAGAAAACUCUAUGUGAAAAAACCUCCCACUCAAACGGUGCACAUGAGUUGUUACACAAACACUGAUGUAUUUAAAGAUUUGAAGGCCAAGCUCACUGAUGAGCAGUACAAAUUGUUCGGUGAAACUUGCUUUGGUGUGUUCCUCCGGAUGCAGCGUUGUGAUAUUCAAGCACAGAUUAUGAGGUGUUGCAUGGUGAGAGAACUUACUUGUAGCAGGCCUGAUGCAUUCCUGAUGGAUCUCAAAGAAGCAAAACAGGAUAUUGGAAACAUACUUCGGGGGUCUAAAACUUUGCCAAAGAAGGCAGCACUGAUUGACUGCUUCAAUGACAAAGAUGCUUACCUUAAUGAUGUCGAUGCCGUUAAAAUUUCCAUUUUAUACUUCAUACAUACUUAUAUACUAUCCAAUGAGAAGAAUGUUGUUAGAAUACCAAGGCUACACUUUGAGUUGGUAGAGAAUGGUAGAUACACAGAUUUCCCAUGGGGAAAGGUAGCAUUCCGUGAUUUGAUUAAAAGCCUAAGCAAGACGAUGACGUUUGAGAAAAAAAUUUAUAGGCUUCACGGGAUGCCCCUUGCUAUGCAAAUUUGGGUAUAUGAGUGUUGUCCAUUGGUUGACAACAAUCGUGUACUUAAGUCAAGUGACCAUAUUAUAGCGGUCAAAUCAGGCGGCAACAUUCCUAGAAUGCUCAAUCGGAAGACCAUCGAAAGUCAACCGGCUUAUAAGGAUCUGAUGGACGGCAUAUUUAAGGAAGAUGACAACCCGGAGGUACCUCUAUUUGAUAAUAUGGUCCCGACCAUCAACGAGGUUGCAUGUCUUCAACUGCCACCGCUUUCCAUAUGUGAAGCGCAAACUACCAUUGCAACAGAAGAUGAACAUGAAUCAGAUGAUGACUUUGUUUCUACACCACCACAGAAGAAACAUAAGCAAAUGUCUGAUGGACCUUCUUCAUCAACGAAAAAGGAUACACCUGUAAAGAGGACUGCUUCAAAAUUGAAUACACCUGUGAAGAGGACAAAUUCAAAACUGAAUACACCUGCGAAGAGGCCUAAUUCAAAUUUAAAUACACCUGUGAAGAGGCCUACUCCAAAAAUGAAUACACCAUUGAAGAGGCCUACUUCAAAAAUGGAUAUACCUGUGAAAAAGCCUGUCCCUCCAAAGGCUAAAAAGCAAGUGCAGCCAAAAAAGCCAUUUGUCCAGCAUGAUGAUGUCCCAACAGAAAACAAUCAAGAUGAGUUUGUGAUGUUAAGGCAAGAAAUAGAUGAUUUUAAGAAGUCGAUAAAGGAUGAAAUCAAGGGUCUUCGGAAAUCGGUAAAGAACGACAUCAAGGAUCUUCGUAAAUCCAUGGACGAUAAAUUCACAGAGGUUCUUCAAGCAAUUAAAGGACGAAAUGAUUCAGACAAGGGUGCUGCAAGUGAAUCUCCAUUCCAGCGACAUGAUGGUGGAACACAUCGUUCAGUCGAUGACAACAUAUUUGAUACAUCACUAAUACUGAACCAAACAUUUACACCUCAUGUUGCAACAGAGGGCUUAGCCGGGGAUGUCGGUGUCACUAAGUGUAAUUCAAGUGGAGAUACAGUAAGAGCAGAUACAGAAGAGAUUCAUGAAGAACCCAUCAUUUUUGAACAACAUAUUGAAUCAGUGGCAUUUGGAUCUCAAAUCCAAAUUGAGAAAUCUCAACAUACAGUUGAUGUUGCCCAUGUUGUUCCUGCUUGCAAAACUAGCAAUGACAGAAGCCCCGUGUCAGUCGGUGACAAAACAGUUGAGUUACGCCCUAAUGAAGGUGUAUCUUCUACGUCGAUGAAUGUUGGUGUUGUUGAUCAAAACCAAGAGAGAAAAGAAGAUGCCCCUGAUGACGUACAUCAAGUUGCAUUUCAUGUUCAGUUGGACCAGAACCCGAUUCUGGGGGGAAAACAAUGGAUGAGUAGCUCAGUAAAGUUGACACAGAUAUUAAACAUGAAACACCCAUUUGAGAAUGAUUCUAUCACGGGGCAACAUGAUAAAAAGAUUUUAGCUGAUUUCUCGAAAUGGGUUAGAGAGGGGCUACUUGUUAGACAUGAUGCCAGAAAGGGUAAAGAGGACCAUUACAAAAAGGGGAAGGCACACAUUGAUGUCAUAUUUUACUACUUCCGAAAGAAAGCCAAGUAUGAUACAUCUUCCGGAUACAAAUUUACCACUGUCGACUAUGUUUUUAUGCCAAAAAUUGAUGUUAUUGCCAAAGCAUAUGUUGAGUCGGAUGGUGCUGCCACAAACAUUGGGAAUCUGGAAGAUGAUUUGUGUGAAUACGUCAAAGGCCACAGAUUGCUAUGCACUGUCCCGUGGCAUUUAGUUGAUAAUGUUCUUAUCCCAGUAAACAUGAAAGAUAAAAAUCAUUGGUUGUUGGCAGUCCUUUCAUUCCCGGACAGAUGUUUGUAUGUAUACGAUUCUUAUCGUUCAGCUGGUCAUGGGGCAGCGGUUAAGAUCGAAAUUGACAAACUGGCUACACUGUUGCCAAUUUUCUUACAGUUGACAAACUUCUAUGAUGCGAAGAAGGAUAUUGAUUUGACAAGUCACCCAGCAUACAAAGGCAAAGCAAUGGCUGAUAAAUUGGAUGUUGUUUUUGUUGAAAACUUGCCACUACAAAUUCCUGGUAGCAUGGAUUGCGGCAUCUAUGUCACUGCAUAUACGGAGUAUCUUAUUCAGGGAGAAGGGAUCCCAGCUGCUGAUCUUGAUGCCGAGUUAUUACGUACGAGAUAUGGUGCACUUUUGUGGGAUUAUGCUCGGCAGAAGAUAGAGCAAGAUGCUGCAAGCGAUAAUGAGGCACCUUCAAGGCCAGUUAGAGCAGUGAUUGAUUUUGAUCAAGUUAAAAAAGUCAUAGUUGAUUAG
Molecule: messenger RNA, 3264 nt
Organism: Lycium ferocissimum
Lineage: Eukaryota; Viridiplantae; Streptophyta; Magnoliopsida; Solanales; Solanaceae
Exons: 12
Coding region: 1-3264 (1087 amino acids)
Biological process (GO): proteolysis
Molecular function (GO): cysteine-type peptidase activity
Source: RefSeq, a predicted model, not a curated record